Molecule: messenger RNA, 5847 nt
Organism: Aptenodytes forsteri (emperor penguin)
Lineage: Eukaryota; Metazoa; Chordata; Aves; Sphenisciformes; Spheniscidae
Gene: AFAP1
Product: actin filament associated protein 1
Exons: 17
Coding region: 1-2241 (746 amino acids)
Cellular component (GO): cytosol
Molecular function (GO): SH2 domain binding; SH3 domain binding
Source: RefSeq, a predicted model, not a curated record
AUGGAAGAGUUAAUAGUUGAGCUGCGCCUGUUUCUUGAACUUCUGGACCAUGAAUAUCUAACUUCCACUGUCAGGGAGAAGAAGGCAGUAAUAACUAACAUUCUCCUGAGGAUACAGUCAUCAAAAGGUUUUGAAAUAAAAGAACAUGUACAGAAGCAAGAAGUUGCCAACAGUUUGCCAGCACCUCCUCAAAUGCCUCUGCCAGAAAUACCUCAGCAGUGGCUGCCACCAGAUAAUGGGCCUCCACCAUUACCAACAUCUUCCCUUCCCGAAGGCUAUUAUGAAGAGGCAGUACCACUUAGUCCUGGAAAGGCUCCCGAGUACAUCACUUCCAAUUAUGACUCAGAUGCUAUGAGCAGCUCUUACGAAUCCUAUGAUGAAGAGGAGGAGGAUGGAAAGGGGAAAAAAAUGAGACAUCAGUGGCCUUCCGAGGAGGCCUCUAUGGAUCUGGUGAAGGAUGCCAAAAUCUGUGCCUUCCUCCUUAGAAAGAAACGAUUUGGGCAGUGGACCAAACUACUGUGUGUUAUCAAAGAAAACAAACUACUGUGUUACAAAAGUUCCAAGGACCAGCAGCCCCAGAUGGAGCUGCUCCUGAAUGACUGCAGUAUCACGUACAUUCCCAAAGACAGCAAAAAGAAGAAGCAUGAGCUGAAAAUCUCACACCAAGGAGCGGAUGCCCUGGUUCUGGCAGUACAGAGCAAAGAGCAGGCGGAACAGUGGCUAAAGGUUAUAAAAGAUGUGUGCAGCAACUGUAUGGGAGCGGUAGACUCCGAUGGGCUGUUGUCUAGUUCUCCAGUACACAAGACAGAGCUGGAAAAGAAGUUGUCAUCUGAGAGGCCAAGCUCAGAUGGGGAAGGUGCUGUGGAAAAUGGCAUCACUACCGUGUGCAAUGGGAAAGAACAAGUGAAGAGGAAAAAAAGUUCAAAAUCAGAAGCCAAGGGCACUGUGACUAAAGUAACAGGGAAAAAAAUAACGAAGAUCAUUGGUUUAGGAAAGAAAAAGCCAUCAACAGAUGAACAGACCUCAUCAGCUGAAGAAGAUGUUCCAACAUGUGGAUAUCUCAACGUGCUCUCAAAUAACCGUUGGCGUGAGCGCUGGUGCAGAGUGAAAGAUAAUAAACUGAUUUUCCACAAGGACAGGACAGAUCUGAAGACACAUAUUGUUUCUAUCCCUCUCCGUGGCUGCGAAGUCAUCCCGGGACUGGAUUCGAAGCAUCCCCUAACCUUCCGCCUGCUCCGAAACGGGCAGGAGGUCGCUGUGCUCGAGGCAUCCUCCUCCGAAGACAUGGGCAGAUGGAUAGGAAUUUUGCUUGCGGAAACAGGGUCUUCGACAGACCCCGGUGCUCUGCACUACGACUACAUCGACGUGGAAAUGACAGCAAGCGUCAUCCAGGCUGCCAAACAGACGUUCUGUUUUAUGAACAGGCGAGUUAUAUCUACAAAUCCGUAUCGGGGAAGCACUGCCAAUGGCUACGCCUGUCCGAGUGGAAUGGCACUUCAUUAUGAUGAUGUUCCCUGCAUAAAUGGAUCGUUUAAAGGCAAGAAGCCUCCUGCGACUGCUAAUGGGAUCACCGGAAAAGGGAGAACUUUAAAUAGCCAGCCGAAGAAAUCUGAAUCGGUGUCAUGUGUGAAGCGCACCGCAUCCAAUGCAGAGCAGUACAAAUAUGGCAAGAAUCGUGUGGAGGCAGAUGCAAAGAGGUUACAAAGCAAAGAGGAGGAGCUGCUAAAGAGGAAAGAAGCGCUCCGGAAUAGGCUGGCCCAGCUCCGAAAAGAAAGAAAAGACCUACGCGCUGCCAUUGAAGUCAAUGCUGGCAGGAAGACCCAAGUGAUUCUUGAAGACAAGUUAAAGAAGUUGGAAGAGGAGUGUAAGCAGAAGGAGGCUGAGCGUGUAAACCUGGAGCUAGAACUGACCGAGGUGAAGGAGAGCCUUAAGAAAGCCUUGGCUGGUGGCAUCACACUGGGCUUGGCUAUUGAGCCCAAGUCAGGAACAUCAAGCCCACAGUCUCCAAUUUUCAAGCACCGAACUUUGGAAAACUCUCCAAUCUCCAGUUGUGAUACCAGUGAUACUGAAUGCUCAAUACCUGUGAACAGCGCAGCAGCUCUGAAGCGACCUCCCUCGGCAAAUAAUUCUCCAUGUCGAGGCCACGUCCUUCGAAAAGCAAAGUUAUGCGUGAGCCCAGGCCUUAUAGAUGUGGCUAAAGAAAGGGCGUCACACGAAUGGGAGAUGAAAAAUGGAACAUAAAUAUAGCAAAACCACUCACUUUCCAUAAAGGCCUUACCUGUUAUGGACCAAGACAUAGGCUGCAAAAGACUGAUCUGAAAGGUGGUAUCAAGCGAUACAACGUAAGAAAGAGGUUUUCUAAUUCUGUUAGGUUAAUGGUAGCUUGGCGCUAAUUUGCCUGUAUUCCCUCUACUGUAUUGCUGUGUAACUACGUGUGCCCCUUUUUAUUAGCCGUAACUCUUUAUUUUCAACUUCACUGGUAAAGAAAAUGAAAACCAAAAAAACCAAACCAACCAUAGUAAGUAAAAAGGAGCAUAAAGUCACAGUUGAAAGUUUACUUUGCUGAAACAGCAUAGACCAGCAAUGUUAAUUAUAUCGCAUCAGGUGGCCUGAACACCACUGAAGACUGGUGCGUUAAGACCGAUAUGAAAUCAUUAUGGAUAAGAAGUACUCUUACAGGUUAAAACUGACUUUGCGAGGUCUGCCACAGAGGUGGCUGAGUGAAGUCUUGCUCAUUAGCAGUCACCGUGCUGUUAGUGGUUCACGUGGCAAAAGAAAACUGAAGAAAUGUAUUCACGGAAAUGGCAUGGCUUGCUUGGCCGAGAAGGCAGGAGCUCUUCAGUGCCGCUGUCCUCUACGCUGGUGCGAAACUGUGGGAUGACACGACUCAGCUGUGAAGCAUUUUUUGGAUACUAUUUAGACAGAUGCUUUUGUCAUUGGGAGAUAAAAAGCUGCCAUACUUUGAAAAACAAAAAAACCAUUUUAGUACAUUCUCGUUAUUAGUAUUCCGAAGCACCAGUCAUUUUCUAAGGUCAUGUUGUCGAACUAUGAUUUGUUCCUGAUUUUUUUAAAAGGCAAAAGGUAUUUUUAGAUACUGCUUCUUUUCUAUACUUUUAGAAAAAGAAAACGUAAUUGAAAUUAAUCCUCAACAGAUAAUGGCAACUCAGAAUAGCUUACGCAGUCAGUCUUGUUUUGUUUUUUAUGAUAUAGUAUUGUUAUUCUUGAGUUAUAGAACACUGCUGUACUUAGUUUCCUUCGUCUUUUCAGACCUCAGCUAUUAUUUUUGAGAAAGAUGGAUUGAAAAGAUGAUAGUUUCCAGACUCUUUUAUAAACAAUUUUACAAAGAAUUGGGGAUUUUCUUAGACAGGAGCCAAUUUCUGUUUACUAGGAAACAGCGUCUUGCAUUUUAGUCUGUAAAAUUACAGAAAUCUGUUCUUCUUUGUCUCCAUCCAUGUCACUCCUGAGAACUUACAUGCAGUAAAUUGCCAACUGAAGUCCUUCAAAAUCUCAAGAUUGGUUUUAAAAAGUCAGGAGAGAGAGUGGGGAAAAAAACACAUAACGAAUUGGGUUCUUUUAAUUUUUUCUCUGUGGUUUUUUUAAGCCUUUGGAGAGCCUUCAAUCACGUUCUCAAGAUUUUUUUCCUCGUCAACGGUGAGGACUAGAAAAUCACUUUAAUUAAAAAAAUUAAAACACUACUCAUACUUUGAAAUAAUCACAGAUGUUAGGGCUGGAGUCUUGAUAAUUAUUUAAGACUUGCAAUUAAAACCACAGAAGUUGGCACCACAGCAGGUAUCAAGGAUCACAUCCCUUUAUGGCCCAGCUUAUAGUUUGUCUCUUAACUUUAGGAGUAGGUGUGUGUAACUCUUGAAGGGUACACUGGGAUUCCCAGCUGAGCUGGAUGCCAGAGGACUUCCUGCGGGAGCUGGUGGGAUUUGAAGGCACAGAGCUAUCAGAAAAACCUGAUGGUUGAUAAGACACAGGUCCUGUUCCCAGAUGCAGUUAGUGCCAGAGAUCCCAUCGACCUCAGCAGCGUAGAAGCGGGGCCCAAAAUGAGAAAAGGCUCUUUGCUUCUUGGGACUAUGCUUUGUACAAAGUGCCGCAGGAAUGCAGAUACAGUAGGGAAGCAAGUGUCAGUGUGGUUUUCACUGAAAACGGGAUUUUUUUAUAUUAUUUUAGGUCAUCUGCUUACUUACUAACUCUAUAAGUGGAGGGCACAUUCUGUGCUGUAUGAUUCUGCACUAAACAGUAUCAAGUUCCCAUAAAUAUGAGCAGAAACAAAUUUGAAGCAAAAGUAAGUUCAUUUAGGCUUUUUAUUUCAAAUUAAGUUAUUUAUUUGUAUAUUUCAAUAAAUAUUUAAUUUAUAUCUGUACAUAUUUAUGAUGCAAAUUAGGCUUCUAGUCAACAUUUGCAAUGAUGUAUCAGUUGCCAUUAAGAAGUGGUCCCGCAUCAAGUAAUGCAGAAUAGUCAAAAGCCAAAUCACUUGUCUUGUUUACCCAAUAUUGGCAUUGUAUCUUCCACCCCCUAUAUCCAAUGGGAAAAAAAAAAAAUCCUUGGCAAGGACAGGUUUUAAUCCAUGCCUGAGAUAGAAGUGUGCAAAUUUCUGUCCAAGCAAACAGAAAUCGCAUGGUGCUGGGGCCAUGCACAGAACCCCAGCCACAGGGCCGCAGCCUUCUGCUCUGCUGUAGACGCCAGUCGCCCUCGACACCUAUAGCACCCUUGGCACCUAUAGCGCCCUCGGCACCUAUAGCGCCUGCUGCAGCAGGGGCUGCCAGCAAAAUUAAGCAUCUUUCACCCUUCCUCCAGCAAAGGCUCCGUAAAGCCACCACCGCCCCCUCGCCCCCAACCCGGCACGUAUUGUAAUUGUAUGUCUCUAAUGUAUAAGUACGUUGGUACCAUCACACUUUGCAUUAGUGACAUGUCUAUUCUAUAUGAUGGCCAAGGUUUUGAAAGGAGGAAAACAAAAAAACCUCGGGAAAUAACCUCUCUGUAGACCACAUUUGGUGCUGUGAAAUAUACUCCGUUUUGUUGAAUAGUACUAUUGCUGUACAAUUUUUUAUAAAAAGCGACAGAACUUGUAUUUUCACCAAUUUGAGAUUUCAGGAUCACCAGGCAAAGUCAGCAAUAGAGCAGCAUGACUUUUGUUUUAAAGGAAAACUCUUGUAUUUUAAACCAUUGCGUUUCUAUAUCUUUUAAGAAAAUGUUACACUUGUGCUUCCUCAGCAAACUCCUGUUACUGUACCAGGUGCUUUUUUUUAUUGUAUUUUUAUUGGUGAUGCUUUUUUAAAAAAAAAAACAGAUCAUAACUUUGGGGGAUCAACGGUGUUUUUUUUAAUGAGAUGAUUGUGGCAAUUUGAUUUUUCAAAUGGAGAAUACUUAAUUUAGUAUCAAUUUUUGUUAAAGACACUUUCAAAUUAAUUGGCCCAGGCUGUACGUUGUAAGAUAAUGUUCUCAUAUUAAGAAUGUAAUUAUUUCCUUAUUGUAUUUUUUAAAAAACAAAAUCAUAUUUAAAAAUCUCUGUGAAAAAAAGCAUGAAAGAAACAUGAAAAAAGUUUUUGUUUUAUUUUUGUUAUUGGAUAUGUUGGCAGUGCCCAUUAUAAUUGACUGUAAAUAUUGUCUUUCUACUGUUUUUCUCAAUGUAUUUAAGUUUUUUGACACACAUUCAUGUAAACUUCUGUGUUAAAAGAAAAAAAAUCCAAAAGAGACCCACCUACAAAUGUGUGUCUUAGUAGCUUCAACUAACUUUAUGCCUUUCUAGUUUAUUCUUCAGAAAGUCUUGCAGAGUGUGAAAAAAGACUGGCACCUGGUAGGUGCGACAGAUCCAAGAUCAUUAUUAAUAAAGUUACCUGU